Branchiostoma belcheri (Belcher's lancelet) is the source of this 3499-nucleotide messenger RNA. RefSeq lists its product as uncharacterized. NCBI's taxonomy places the organism in Eukaryota, Metazoa, Chordata, Leptocardii, Amphioxiformes, Branchiostomatidae. The record is from RefSeq and is a predicted model, not a curated record. The transcript is spliced from 11 exons. The coding region runs from base 23 to 3190 and encodes 1055 amino acids.
CUGAGGACCACUGAGCUGUGAGAUGAGGCGCGGAGUGGCGAGGCAGCGGAGGGCGGUGGUGCUGCUCCUGGUGUUCGCAGUGGUCGCCAUCUUCUUCUACUAUCGCAAGACCCAACAGAUGACACUACUGUCAGAGGUGAGGGGAGAGGCGCACAUUGGGAUAGCAGAUCAGCUGGACAAUGGCAGAGAGACCGCUGGGACUACACAGCCAAGUGGAGCAAGCAGGCCUGUCUCCACACCUUCACGAAAAGAAUACACCUUAGCGGGCGCAAGGGAAGAACAAUUUUCCGGUACAACCGUUCCUCACAGUUCUCUUCUCAACGCUGCAGCCGAAGACAAUGCUCCCAGAGACGGCACAGGACGAGACUUAACUUCACCUGUAAAACGCAGCACGUUUGUUCCAGAUCAUCUGGUCGUUGAGAUACACACUGUGGUAAAACCAGUAGACUAUGAAAAUCGUGUUGUAACUGUGAAGAAGCCAGCUACGCAUUCUACACGUAAAACUGCAACAGGAGCAGAAAAUGUUGCAAAAGAGGAGAUAGUUGCAUCAGAAGGGUUACUAAUAGACUCUGCUGGAAACGUUGCAGAAAACCCACUUAUACCUGACAUUACACAUGUAGCAACUGUACCAAGAUCUGCAACAAGAGAGACACAAAGAUUUCCUAUAGAUGAUACACUUAACUUUGCUCAGGUGGUGGAUGGCAAUGCUGCUACAACCGUGCAAGAACCUUCCAAAGCGAAUGUACAAGAGUCUACUGCAAUAGAUGUACACGUUGCAACAGUUGCGCAACUACAUAAAACUACGUCCUCUACUACUACUACUGCUGCUAUUAUUAAACGUACAGACCAUGCAGAUAUUAUAGAACUCAACGGUUCCGCUAAAGCUACACAUAGACCCUCUGAAGUAUCUACACAGAAAGCUUCACUUGAUGUUCACAAGUCCGCUUCAAUCGCGCCAAGCGAAUCUACUACUACAGCUGCUGCAAUAAGUGAACAUAUCCAAGCUCCAUCGCCUUCGAAUGAGCCUUCCCAAGUGGUUGUCCAACAAACAACAGUAAGAGCACAACCAUUUACUGAAGGUGCUCAGAGACCUUAUGCCAUGUCCGCUGAAGAAGUCAGAACGAACAGAACUAGGUCUAUUCUUCAAUCUGCUUCAGCUACAAGUGUUUCCGCUGUUCCACAAAGCGUCCAGACUCCCUCUGAACACAACAAACUUGCUGAUGUUGCAGCAGAGAAUGCCGUUAGGUCUGUAACAACCUUAAGGGAGGAAAGUGUGCCAGGUAAAGACGAAAACACACCAUCUACAAGGACAAAGCCACUGCCUGAAGUGACCAGAACCACCCCCACUACUCCAGACCCACAUCAGAGCCCGUUUGAUGCCAUGCGGUCACGUUUAACCAGUGGAAGACUAAGCACCGUGGAGCUGCUACAGCCCAAAGAUGUAUACAGAAUAGGAGAGGAGGUUGUGGUUCUGGUGCAGACUAGAGACCAGAUGAACAGGCCGAAAACACGAGGAGGAGACUACCUAAAAGCUCGGAUGAUCUCUGACGACGUGGCCGCAAGCACUCCAGGUGCAAUCACGGACCACGCUAACGGCACGUACACGGUGCGGUUCCGGGCGGGCUGGAGCGGGACGGCCGCCGUACAGGUGCACGUCAUCCACCCGCGGGAGGCUCUGGACGUCCUGCGCAGGCUCAGGAACGUGGAGAGGAAGCGGGUCAACGCCUGCAGUUUCCCACACGACGAUGGUACGGAGUGGACCCGCUGUUGGACAACCCCGUCCCGGGACCCGCAGGAAGAGGAGUGCAACUUCUCGCACGCCCCUAGCGGAACCGAUUGGUACUGCAAGAAGCCAGUCAGGGCGCCAUGUUCGGCUAUAGACGUGUGCAGUGGGGGAGGGCUGCGGCCGCUGGAGGAGAUCGGCGUCACAGAGACAGACAAGAUGCUGUUCAAUGAAACGUUCAUUGAUCAGGCAGUCAUGGAGGGAACGACUCUCUGGGUGCAAGUUACGGAGCAAGGCGUGCCUUGUGUAAUUCGGCACGGAAGCGGGAACUGCCUGUACGCCACGGACCCGGAUGUGGAAGGCAGCGACCCCUUGCGGCGCGGCGUGGUACUGUGGCCCUGCACAGACAGCGCCCGGCAGGUGUUCGUGCUGAGGCAUGACGGGAAGAUAGCCCACGUGGACAGCGGGCUCUGCGUCGGAGCGAUAGACGAUAACUCUACAGACAACGGCCUCGUCGUUCUGAGGGACUGUGAGUCUGGAGGGUUGCAGUUCAGGCGGACAGAAAGUCGCGCCAUCCAAGACGUGGCGACGCUCAGGUGUCUCCACCCUCACCUGGACGUGCAGGUGCCGCUGGACGGAUCACCUGUACGGCUCGCAGAGGGGUGCGACGUCGUCUUCGAGUUCAUGGAAGAUAUGUCUGGCUUGCCGAAGUGUGAGCCAGGCCGAGCGCCCUCUGCCGGUUUCUAUCUGCACGACAACUGGUACACGUACGCCUGCCGCGCGAGACAGUUCCCCAACCGAGAAUCCGUCAUGAAGUGCCUUACCAACAAGUCCGUCUACAUGUACGGGGACUCCACAGUACGGCAGUGGUUUGACCACCUGAACGGCUACCUGGGCCUGACGCGCUUGAUGCUGCUGCCGGGUAUGCAGAACUGCCACAUCGGGCCGUGCGGGUCGCACCACAACAGCACCGACACGCACCUGCACAUGAUGUUCCACAACUUCCCCAUCUACGGAAACCCGUUCAAGUACCAUCGGAUGGUUUACAUCUCCGAGGAGCUGGACCGGCUGCAGGGCGGACCGGAAGUCGCCGUCGUCAUCACCAUCUGGUUCCACUUCCUCAUGGAGCCGAUUCACAUCUACCGGAAACGCAUCGUAGCAAUCCGCGACGCCAUCCUGAGACUCCAUCAGCGGCAGCCGGCGACCCUGGUGCUGAUCAAGUCCGGUAACAUGGCGUUCAGCUCUCUGUGGGCGCCGACCCACGUGGGGAACUACCUCAUGGCGGACGACUGGAUGUCCGAGGACCUGGACAGGCUCCAGCGGGAGGUGUUCAGCCCGACCCGGGCCGUGUUCCUGGACGUGUGGGGCAUGACGGCGUGCCAUCGUGCACAACACGACAUCCACCCGCCUAGUGUCAUAGUCGCCGCUGAAGUUAGGCUGGCGUUAGCUUAUAUAUGUCCUACAUGAUACAUUGGACUGCAAUUUAUUUUUAAAAUUGAUGCUAACAUUGAUGUUAACAUUGAUGCUAACAUUGCCCACCUUAAGUGUGAGGCAUGACGGCGUGUCACCCCGCCCAGCACGACAUCCACCCUCCAAGUGUUAUAGUCGCCGCUGAAGUUAGGCUGGCGUUGGCUUAUAUAUGCCCUACAUGAUACGUUGUACUGCCGACGUAUUGGGUGAACUGUACGCCGUCUGACUAGAAUGUACCAAGAAGCUUUCAACACAGAAUGUCCUAGGAUGCACUCAAACUUUGAAGACAGAACUUGUUUUAGUGAA